Molecule: messenger RNA, 1626 nt
Organism: Saccostrea cuccullata (small rock oyster)
Lineage: Eukaryota; Metazoa; Mollusca; Bivalvia; Ostreida; Ostreidae
Product: fez family zinc finger protein erm-like
Exons: 2
Coding region: 97-1563 (488 amino acids)
Biological process (GO): regulation of transcription by RNA polymerase II
Molecular function (GO): DNA-binding transcription factor activity, RNA polymerase II-specific; RNA polymerase II cis-regulatory region sequence-specific DNA binding
Source: RefSeq, a predicted model, not a curated record
UAAAUACCGAAUUACUUCACUUCUUCUCUGUCAUUUGCCUGAAAAACACAGAUUUGUUGCGCCUGGGCUUUAAUACAUCUUGAUAAAAAGAUUAAAAUGGAUAAUAAUGGAGCUAUAUCGCCGGGAUCGGAAAAAGAGAAUUCUUGUCGAAAACCAAAAUUAGCCUUUUCCAUAGAAAAUUUGAUAGAAACAACAUCUACAGAAAAUGUCUCCAAAGAUGCCGAAAUUACAUCAGCACAUGACGAUCAUCAUUCAAGCCAGAAUGCCACAAAGGAAAAGGCAUGGACGCCGAAACAAAACCAUUCUCUAGAUCAACAACGGAGAAUAUCCCAAACAGUGCUGCACAGAGGGGAAGAGGAAUGGUUAGAAACUGGAAGUACCUACAGAAAGAGAAAAUCCGACUAUCUGAGGACCAUCCAAGAACAGAGUGCGGCCAUGUUAGGGUAUGGCCCAGUGGUACACCCGGCGUUUUUGUACGGGAGGAUGUCGGUGGAGGAAUACCAAGCAUAUCUGUUUCGCAAUUAUUCACUGCUGCAGCAGCAGAUGACCCCUCUGCCUUCCCGAGACCACGCUUUUGAAUGGCUAAGAUCUACCGGUGUUUCCAAAUACCACAACACCUUGAAAAGUAAAAGCUUCGAUGGUCCUACGUCUGAUGCAAAGCAACGCGAUCUUUUCAAAAGAAGGACAGAGGCGAAGAACGAUACAGUAGUAAUUGACGACAUCAAACCAUUUACUGACCAAUCUACCCAAGAAAAGGAUAGUGAAAAAAGUGAUUCUAUUUCGAACAAUAAGCAGAAGAAACCAGCAAUAAAAAAUAACAAGACUUUCACUUGUCCAGAAUGUGGAAAAGUGUUCAAUGCUCAUUACAAUCUGACCCGACACAUGCCCGUCCAUACCGGCGCCCGGCCGUUCGUCUGCAAAAUCUGCGGGAAAGGCUUCCGCCAGGCAAGUACUCUAUGUCGUCAUAAAAUUAUUCAUACUUCGGAAAAGCCUCACAAAUGCAGCACAUGCGGCAAGGCCUUCAACAGGAGCUCAACACUAAACACACAUAUGCGAAUUCAUAUGGGCUACAAACCAUUCCAAUGCGAGUUCUGUGGCAAAGGUUUUCAUCAGAAAGGAAAUUACAAGAACCAUAAACUAACCCACAGUACAGAAAAGCAGUACAAAUGUAGCAUUUGCAACAAGGCUUUCCAUCAGAUCUACAACCUCACCUUCCAUAUGCAUACCCAUAAUGAUAAAAAGCCUUUCACGUGCCAUAUGUGUGGGAAAGGUUUCUGUCGGAAUUUUGACUUAAAGAAGCACAUGCGAAAGCUCCAUGAUGGAAGCCAAAUCCCGGGCCCCUCUUCGUCUCCUGCCGCCGUGAACGUUUCGUCCAGUGCUCAGAUGUUGAGGAAUGGGGCCGUUUAUCCUCUAGCAAACAACGGACAGAGUUCUAUGGUCAGCAACCGUUCUGCUUUUUUCGGACAUUCUGCACCUGUGAGUUGUCAAAGGAAUAUUUUUUCUAAUUAUUUAUUGGGGUCUGCCAAUGCAGAUUUUCUACACAAGUUCUCAUCAUACAUGUAGGGGUAUCAUUUACUUUUCCUCACUGCUAACUUAACUUUUGAUUUUUUUUAUGAUACGUAUUUU